GUAAGUGCUCUUGCGUAUGUUCUUUGUUUGCGUUCAAGAUGACAUGGUUGUUACUUUUUCUCACCUUGGCUGCCAUUUCCACAGUGCCAGCAAGACCUACGGCAGAGCACAAUCUAUCGGUAAAUAUGGCUGUCUUUUCUAACGGCAAGGCUGUGAACAAUGGAGUGGUGAUGGUGAUGGAAGGCUCCAUGGUGACCAUCAUCUGCUCGGUGGCAUAUUCUAGCAAAAAAGCAUCAUAUCUGUUCAACAUUUUUCACUACCACAAGGGUCACAACAACAAAGUAGAACUCUUUGAUAUGAGUACCAAUUCAUCAGGCGUCUCAUACACUAUAUCCAGUAUUACAAUGGAUCAGUUUGGCACAUACGUGUGCCAUGUAUUUGCAUUAGACAAUCAGCUGCAUCAGGUCUAUCAGGUUGGUUAUGAAAGUCAAUACGUCAUGGUUUUAGCUGUUCCAACACUUAUUGCAUACAAUACAACAGCAAUUGAAGGAGAUCGUGCUGUUCUUCAUUGCUCUGGCAGAAAGUUUGACUCUAUUGUAUGGAAAUCUAGCAAACGUGAUGUAUACAACGAUUCACUAAUACGCUUUCAUGGAGAGAAAACUACCAAGAUGGUCAUUAAACGGACUUCUCGUGAUUACACUGGAAUUUACGAGUGCAGAGCGGUUACUAAAGGAAUAGAGACGAACAUUGUCGCUCAUGUAGUACUGGUUGUCUUUUAUCCACCAAGUAUUCUGGAGCAUCCUUCUAACCAGACUGUUGCUGUUGGUGAAUCAGUCCAGUUUGGAUGUGUUGUGAAUGGCCAUCCGACUCCUUUGAUUACAUGGAAACGAAACGGAAUUCUAUUAGAUGUCAUAAUGCGUCAGAGUCAGCUUGACAAGUACUACACCUACCAGUCAGAAGUGGGGUCGGUCUUUGUGCUGAAAGUAAAAACCGUAGAACGUGAAGAGGAGAAUGACUACUACACCUGCAAAGUGGAAAAUGAUUAUGGAAGUUUGGAAUCAAAGAAAGCUUAUUUGUCAAUGGCAGAUGAUACAGUCAAUGCAAUUCAAGGGAAAACAUCUAGUUUUGCGUCACAAUCGCCUGCCGUUAGUUCCGUUGCAGCAAGUGAAAAGAAUACUUCUUCAUCUACCGACGGUUUUGGUUCAGGGUCGGCGGUAAAUCUGGCACUAGGAGAUGAGGAUUUUAGUGUAAUUCAAACUAAUUUACAUCUUAAAUCAUCAGAGGCGCCAACUAAGUCCUCAAUCGCAGAAAGUCGUAAGCCAUAUGAUCAACUUAGCAAUGUUACAAGGGAAAAACUUCAUCGAUUACGCGGUCAACAAAUCUCCUGAGGACAGCAAUGGCAGGCAUCGUUUUACAACGGAAAACGACAUCGAAUACGAAUCUCCUGAGGACAGCAAUGGGACGCAUCAUUUUACAACGAAAAACCACAUCAAAUACGCCGUC
Molecule: messenger RNA, 1443 nt
Organism: Corticium candelabrum
Lineage: Eukaryota; Metazoa; Porifera; Homoscleromorpha; Homosclerophorida; Plakinidae
Product: neural cell adhesion molecule 1-like
Exons: 5
Coding region: 39-1328 (429 amino acids)
Source: RefSeq, a predicted model, not a curated record